Ostrea edulis (European flat oyster) is the source of this 1311-nucleotide messenger RNA. Its product is annotated as translin-like. The transcript is spliced from 6 exons. Gene Ontology annotation, molecular function: sequence-specific DNA binding; single-stranded DNA binding; RNA binding. Gene Ontology annotation, cellular component: cytoplasm; nucleus. The coding region runs from base 1 to 720 and encodes 239 amino acids. NCBI's taxonomy places the organism in Eukaryota, Metazoa, Mollusca, Bivalvia, Ostreida, Ostreidae. Gene Ontology annotation, biological process: RNA metabolic process. The record is from RefSeq and is a predicted model, not a curated record.
AUGGACGAGUUAUCAAAAGAAAAAAAGAUGGAUGAACACGAGUCUUCAGAAAGAAUAGCAGACGUUUUUGCGGAUUUCCAUUGUUAUUUCAACAAAGAACAGGAUUUAAAGGAGGAGAUCAGAUCAACUGUUCGUGAUUUAGAACAAACAGCGAGAGAGAUCCAUGCUGUUCUGCAACAAGUACAUCAGAGAGAUGGAAGUAAAAAUGUUGCUGACAUAUGCAAGUGCACUGAGCCAUAUUUUGAAACAGCAAGGAAGCAGUUCCAGGAAUUAAGUUCAAAAGUACCAGAAAAUCAGUAUUAUAGGUUUCAUGACCAUUGGAAAUAUGCUCUCCAAAAACUCUCAUUUCUGUCAGCUCUGAUUACCUACCUCAAAACAGAGAAGCUUGUUUCAAGGGAGGAAACUGCGACAAUGCUUGGAGUGAAACUAAAACAAGGAGAAGGCUUUCACAUGGAUCUCGAUGACUAUCUGAUUGGUUUGUUACAGAUGGCAAGUGAACUGUCAAGGUUGGCAGUGAACUCGGUAACAGCUGGAGACUUCAACAGACCAAUGAAAAUUGCUAAAUUUGUGGCAGAGCUAGAUACUGGAUUCCGACUUCUAAACCUUAAGAAUGAUGCACUCCGUAAGAGAUUCGAUGGACUGAAAUACGACCUGAAAAAGGUGGAAGAAGUGGUGUAUGACUUGUCUAUCCGAGGUCUAAAACCCAAGGAAGGAAUAUGAAAAAAGCCUAAACAGUAUGUGUUGGUGUAAACCUCAGCAAUGAUUCAAUGUCCGACAGAAAGACAUCUGUAUGUUACGAACUUAUACUGAAUCAGUUUCAAUUCAUUCUGAGUGUAGAAUGAUACCAAUGGCAAUGGUCAACAUUUAGCAUGUUACAAGGUUUCAAAAUGAAAACAAUAUUCACUGAAAUUCAGACAGUACUUCCCUAGGCUGUAGUGGAGGGUCAGAUUAAUGUUUUAUAGAGUAUGUGUGUUGAUAUACCUACAUUAAGGUACCUCAGUGUUAAGAAUUUAGCAAACAUUUUAGGAAAGAUGUGCACUUAAGACUUGAUUGUGUGCGAAAUAUGUGCAUUCAAUCUCUGUAUUAUUGAACGUAAUCAUGUACAUGUAUUAGGUCAAUUUCUUUUAUGAUAUUUGUAUUAAGUCUUUGAAGAUCACAUGUUUAUGUGCUUCAGGCAUCUUCUCAAUGUUUUAUUGUUAUAACAUUUUUACUGCCUUUUACCCAUGAUAAGUUUCUUACUACAUUAAGAUGAUUAUGUGAAAGUUGUGAAUGUUGCACUGGUACAUGGACCAAGUAAACUGUUGAAAAUUG